Molecule: messenger RNA, 3674 nt
Organism: Penaeus monodon (black tiger shrimp)
Lineage: Eukaryota; Metazoa; Arthropoda; Malacostraca; Decapoda; Penaeidae
Product: serine/threonine-protein phosphatase 6 regulatory ankyrin repeat subunit A-like
Exons: 8
Coding region: 119-3598 (1159 amino acids)
Molecular function (GO): protein binding
Source: RefSeq, a predicted model, not a curated record
AGAGAAUCGCGCCAGUACACAGUGACGAGAGCCUGCAUUCGAUAACCUCUGACUGUUUAUCAGACACUCGAUAAAAUCAAGUAUAUCCUUAAUAUAUCUUAGCAAUAACUACUAUGAAAUGGAGCCGCGGGGAGUGCCAUUAAGUGUCGCCUCAGCCAGGAGAAGCAUCUUCAGGAGACGCCUCACACAGCAACUGAUCAGCGCCGUCAGGAGGGGAGACGCGCGCACCACCGAGAGUCUGCUGUUCGCCGAAGGCCUGAGUCCCGACACCGAGCUCCCCGCAGAUGACCCCGACAGCCCCUACGGGUCGCUCUUGACCUUAGUGCUCGUGCGAGGUCAUUACUGCCUGGUGCCCAUCCUGCUGCGAGCAGGUGCCACCAACGCAGCCGGAGGGAGGCAGUUCACGGCGAUGCACUGGGCGGCCAAGAAGGGGGCGAUGGAAGAGCUCUUGCAGCUCAUAAAAGCCUUCGGUAUCAGCGACCACGAAGGGCGCAGCACCACACCCUUGCACCUUGCAGCCCAGGAAGGCCACGCAGAUAUAGUCGAGGCUCUCAUCACCUACGGCGCCAACAUAGACGCCAGAGACACGAACGGCCGCACGCCCCUCUUCAUGGCCGCCCUCAACGGUCACCUGGGCGUGGCAGAGGCGCUCAUCCGCCACGGCGCCAAACUCACGGUCCUGACCUUCCAGAGUCGGACGGCGCUUCAUCAGGCUGCUCAGUCCGGCAGUCUGAGCGUGGCGCAGAUGCUGGUGCGCGCCGGGCUGCCGGUUACCUGCCAGGAUGGACGGGGUCUCACGCCCCUCGACCUGGCUAUGAUGAACGGGCGGUCGGAGGUGGCGGACUGGCUCAAAAAACAGACCUCGGGCGAAACGACGGGGCUCAGCCACGCGACCACGUGCAUGGCCCACUACAACAAGUGCGGCGCGCUGGUCAUGAGCUGGGUAGAGGACGGCAAGGUGGACCUCCUGCUCAGCAAUCUCGAGAAGGACCUGCUCAGCGAAUAUUUCCGCGACCACGACGGCCGGACGCCCCUACACGUGGCUGCCGAAUAUGACAACGAGGAAGCCGUGAGGGUCCUCCUCUCCUGCGGGAUGUUUCCGGGCGUCCUGGACUACGAGGGCAAGAUGCCGCACGACUUGGCUCGAUCGGACAGAGUCCGCGGCCUCCUGACCUCGGCCUUGAACUCUGAGGACUGCCGCGUCUCAACCUACGAAGAGAAAUGCCAGCUCUACGAAAAGCUCAUGAACCACAUCUCCACCAGCAGCGACUCCAAGGAAGUAACCAAGAUGCUGCUCCGCGGGGCGCCCACAGAGCCCGUGGGUGAGAUCCCCAACCACGCCCUCCACCUGGCCAUCUCCCUCGACAGGACGAACAUCGUCAGCCUCCUCCUGGCUGCGGGAGUAAGCCUCACUGCUCCUUGCGAGGACACGUCGCCCUGGCAGGCCGCCUGGAGGAGCAGCGACGCCAUGGUCCUCCUCAAGGUUGUGGUUACAAGGGCCUACCAGACCCAGCUGAGGUUCGAGCAACGCCUCCUCCAGAACUCCCCGGAACCUGACGAAGGCGUCGGUCCUCUCUGCCAGGGCAUCGACCACAUACUGAACACCCUUAACUUGCACAAGCCGUGGCAAACCAGUUGGAAAGUCUUCCACGGCCCCUCGACCCCUUCCCUGGCUGACCUCAUGACCUCCGCUGCGAGGCAUAACUGUGUCCUGACGAUGACCUUCCUGCAGACUGAGGGGGCGCUGGGCUUCCAGUGCGACAGCCGAGGACUGACGCCGUUACACGUUGCACUGCAGGCGGGACACUUGAAGUUGGCCACCACGCUGGUGAAGUACCUCGGGGGCUCUCCUUACGUGCGAGACCUGGAGGACAUGAAAGAGGUGAUGCAGCCGCACGUGAUGGAGGAGCUCGAAAAGGAUCUGUUUUACCAGGAGGUCCGCAAACUACAGGCUUGUCACGAAAAGAUGAAAGACGAUAGAGAAAAGGCUCAGGUACAGGAAACCCUGAGAAUCCAGUCUCGCUUGUACAACGCUUACGCCCAAGGUGCCCGCUCUCUUGACCUCGGCUCGUGGGGUCCUGGCGCACUCCUUUUAGCGUCUCAGCGAGGGUUGCCUCAGCUCUCCUUCUUACUCCUCACCGUGGGCAAGAUCCACUGCGACACGGUUGUGGAUGCCCCCACCUCAUCCACCGCCAUCCACCAGGCAGCUGCUCACGGGAAUACCAAUAUCGUGGCCCUGUUGCUGAGUCGCGGUGCCAACCCUCGCCUCGCCGAUCGCUAUGGCCACACGGCCCUUCACCUCGCGGCCAUGUUCGGCCACGUCGUCACCUUCCAGUACAUGGUGUCCGUUUCCUAUCACGAGGAGCGGUGCAGGGCCGGAACCACGCCAAGCCAGAUUUGCGAAAAUUUUAAGCGUUAUCUACAACUGCACAAAAAAAGCAAUAUCCCCGACAAUUCUCAAGAUGAUAAAUGGGAAAGUAAUGAUCCGAGUCAUGCUAUGCGAAAUAUUCUGAAAAAUAUCAGGAUUUCCGAAGUAGUCGACGAAAUGAACGAAAUUUCGGUCGAUUUCGACAACGGGGAAGCGAAGGAGAUCCGAGAUGCUGUAGUACAAGAGUGUGAAAUGAUAGCGGACAAGAUUCGCGGCCAAAAUAGCUUGUUCGCGGGAGAAAUUCGGUUGGUCGGCAGUUCGGCCGACGGAACCCGACUCUACGCUCCCGACGAGUUCGAUAUUAGUCUUGUGCUCAACAGUGCCUCGGACUUUCAUCUCCGCGUGUCUGAACUUAGCGCUGCUGAGAUGCCCCAAGCAGACCACAGGCUGAAGCUGAAUGUGCAGACGCCCCACGACAGCUUCCAAGGCUGUAAAAUGAUCGAUAUCUUUCACGAACUGAUAGAAGAAUACCUGUCUAAAAAUAGUAUCUACGACGAGAGGCUGAGUCUCGUGCCCCCCGGCCUGAGGAGGACGCAGGUGGGCUCGACGAUGGCCCUCGCGUGGCAGGGGACGUGCUACCCGCUCCUGCUGGUGAACGUGGACUUCGUGCCCGUCGUGUCCGCCCCCUGGCACCCGCGCAUCAGGAGGCCCUUCCUUACGCCCGACGACCUCCGUGUGGUCUACCUCAGCAACACCUCCGACGGGGAGUGGAGGCUGAGCUUCAGCGAGGCCGAGGUCGCGGUGCUCAGCGACCUGGAGGAGGAGGAGCGUCUCGUGUACCUCGCGUGCAAGACCCUCCUGUCCCGCAUGAAGGCCGAGCCGUGGAUGCCCCACCACGUCAAGAGGCGCUACACCUGGUGGGACUUCAGGACGUGGCAUAUCCCGCUCGCCACGGGAUUCGCCUUCAAGAACUCCUUCCUGAGGCAGCUGGAAACCAAGAGGAAGGACGAAGCGCGCUGGACGCCGACGGAACUCGUUCGCUGGAUGCUGGGCGUCUUCGAAGGCAUGUGCUCCGCCGGGAGGGAAGAGGCCGACGUCCCCGCCAAGGUGAGGGCCUACUUCGGAGGGGACUUCGAGAAACCGAAGAGAGGCGAGGGCGCCCCGGAAAUCGUCCGCUUCCUUCGGGGCUGCGCCAGUGGUGGCUCUGCCGUCUCGGAAAGCCCGUCUUAGUGAUUCGUCUCACAUCGUUUGAGAAACAGCUAUAAAAAUAAAUAUAUAUUGUAAGAAUUGUAAAAGUACCCUACGA